AUGACAAAAAAUUCAAUUAUUCGUCUACCUCCACUAAAUCCUCCAGAUGAAUGCCACAAAGAUGCUUGUGCUAAACAUUGUGAAUAUUUUGUCUACAAGGCGGCAAUUUCCGCAGAUCCAAUAUCAAAUGCAAAUGACUGCAUUGUUGUGGUAAUAUAUGGCCCACGGUAUGAAUUGGCUUUUAUUAGACUUGGAGACAGUAAAUGGACAUACUUCGAUGGAACUUGUUACAUUUUUGAAGAUAUUGCUCAAAUUGGAGAUAAAAGUUAUGUUCUUACAGCCAUUAGGAGAAAACUUUUUAUUUUUGAAUAUACUACUCAGCGCAUCCUAAAUGUAAAUGCGGUGGCACCUCUUUUUUUUGAAACAGAUUUAUACAUAAAGGCAUACCUUGUGGGUUCCAAUGAGGAGGAGUUAUUGUUGGUUCACCGCUAUAGUACUUUUACAUGUCAGUGUCGCGUGACAAAUGGAUUUAGACUUUUCAAAAUGGAUGAUGAUAAGUAUACGUGGAUUGAGAAAAAUGACUUAGGUGAUUUUGCUUUGUUUGUGGGUGAUAACUCUUCAAUAUCUGUCGUGGCUUCAAAAAUUCAAGGAUGUGAGUCGAAUUGCAUAUACUUCUACGAUGAUAAUGAUCUGACAAAAAGAGAUCGUUCGUUUACAGAUUUUGGGGUGUACAAUAUCAAAAGUCAAAGGAUUUUAAAGCCUGCACGUAUUAUGACCCUGAUGAAGAAGUUGAAGCAACCUCCAAUUUGGUUUUUGCCAUCAGUUUAUCUAUAA
Molecule: messenger RNA, 774 nt
Organism: Prunus dulcis (almond)
Lineage: Eukaryota; Viridiplantae; Streptophyta; Magnoliopsida; Rosales; Rosaceae
Product: putative F-box protein At5g55150
Exons: 1
Coding region: 1-774 (257 amino acids)
Source: RefSeq, a predicted model, not a curated record